Molecule: messenger RNA, 1785 nt
Organism: Populus nigra (black poplar)
Lineage: Eukaryota; Viridiplantae; Streptophyta; Magnoliopsida; Malpighiales; Salicaceae
Exons: 6
Coding region: 83-1213 (376 amino acids)
Biological process (GO): regulation of DNA repair
Source: RefSeq, a predicted model, not a curated record
GCGAUUUAAACAAAAACCCCCUCUCUUCUAUAUUAGGGUUUAACAAUUAUUCUGUAAAGGAACUUGAAAAUCAAACUCCAAAAUGUCAAUUUUCGCGGGAAAUCUAGCCUCCAAAGUCUCAUUAUGUCUUCAAUCUCGCGUCUCCGUCAUUCCCUGGGUAAAGAGAAACAAUGCUAUACUGUGUUUAAAAGGAAGGGAGUUUAACAGUUCAUCGGUUCCGGUUAGAUACACUCCUAAGAGAUCUUCAAAGAGUGAUGAGAUAGAGAAUUCUUUGCCUAUGAAAGGUGAUAAAAAGAGGGUAUUUGGUAAAAAUUUGGAUGGUGUAAGUGGAAAUUUUGGUUUGAAUGACAAGGCAAAAGGUCGAAUGGGUUCUGAGAAGAGAGUAUUUGAGAAUCCUUUGCCUGUGAAGGGUUCUGAGAAGAGGGUAUUUGAUAAAAACUUGGAUGGAGUAAGGGGAAAUUUUAGAUUGAAUGAGAAGAUGAAAAAUCAAAAUCAAAUAUGCAAUGAGAGCCUGUCGUUUGAUGAUGCUUGGCAAGUCAAGCAAAAUGCUUUAGAGGUAACAGCAUUUUCACAGUUAGGAGAAAAAAUCAAUCAUGAAUCGGAACCCAGAAGUCAUGAACUCAUGGGGGAGCCUGAAGAGGAUGUUGAAGAGAGUGUAAUGCAACAAGAAAAGGAUAUUUCUAAUCAGAGCAUGACAGUGCAUAAAAUUAUGCAAGAUGCUGAAAAGGUGGCUGUUGGUUUACUUGCAAGAAGAGCAUAUACAGCAGUUGAACUGAGAAAGAAAUUGCAUGGAAAAAGAUUUCCUCCUGAUAUUGUGGAGGCAGUGAUUGGUGAUUUCAAGAGCAGAGGGCUGGUCAACGAUGGCUUGUACGCAGAAACAUAUUCUCGAUCUAGAUGGUCUUCCUCAAGCUGGGGACCUAGGCGGAUCAAGAAAGCGUUGUCCAACAAAGGAGUGAGUGAAGCUGAUACAGACAAGGCACUAAAACUGGUUUUUGAGGAUGGUGACUCCGAAGAACAAGAAUCAAAAGUGGGCAUGUCAAAGAUUUCUAUGGAUCAGCUAUUGAUUCAGGCUUCAAAACAAUGGCUUCGAGGUCAGGAUGUUCCCAAAGAUACACGAAAAUCAAGACUUAUUCGGUGGCUUCAGUAUCGUGGUUUCAACUGGGAUGUUGUUAAUUUUGUAUUGAAGAAGCUAGAAUCACAGCAUAUCUCCUAGAGCACAAUAAGAGCCAUUCCUGGUGCCAACUCAGGAAUGAAUGUGGGCCAUUCCCAAAUUAGCUAAUGGUCCAUCUGGUCACUUGAAUUGUAAGUUGCGUAAUGUGGAUAGAAUUACUGUCUCCAGUAGCACACACUCGGCUGUGGCCUAAAUGUUGGACACUUCAACUCUUACUGUGCAAGUUUUAGGUUGCAUCAGCAUACCCCAGUGCUAUCACAUCUUGUAGACUGAAGUCCACCUGAAUGAAGACAACCUCCAAGACAAAGCAGCAAGUGGAACAACUAGAUUUUGGAAGAUCAUCAGAGUUUUUACACAUAAUGGGAAUAUUCAUGCACCCAUGAAGUGCAAAAUUUUCAUUGAGAUCUUGUGAGUGUUGGUUUACAUGUCAACUCUUCUGAUUUGCCCUUGAAAACAAAAACCACUAAUUACUCCACUUCCGUACCUCAUUUUUAUGCUGUAGAAAAAUACUGGAACUUAUGUAUUAUUAGUAGACAGAGAUUGGACUGCCUUAUGUCUCGCCCCUGACUGCUAUAAUUUUCAAGUGGGUCUCAAAACCUUUUGAACGUGAGCAA